UUUCUAUAAAAAUCUCCACGAACUCAGACAUGCGGCUUGGCGCUUUCCUCGUCGAGCCAGUGAGCGUCAAUGUCCGUAAAAUGGCGGACGGUGACAUUGAUCUCUACGCCGAUGAUCUUGAACAAGACUUUGCACAGGAUGAAUUUGCUGGCGAUGGAGUUGACUUGUACGAUGACGUGAUAGCGGGCCCCUCAGGAGGAGCAACAACAAACAACAGUGGGGGUGGAGGAGGGGGUGGUGGCGGUGAUUCUGAUUCUCCGGACUCAACAAACGAGGAGACAAAUGGCAAUGCUCCGUACCAUCAGCUUGGUAACAAUAUUCAACCCAAUCAAAUUGGCAGAAGACACCAAUUGUACAUUGGUAACUUAACCUGGUGGACAAGUGACCAAGACAUAACCGAGGCCGUUCAAAGUAUUGGAGUCACUGAUUUCGUCGAAGUGAAAUUUUUCGAGAAUCGGGCCAAUGGUCAGUCCAAGGGCUUCUGCGUUGUCUCGUUGGGAUCUGAAGGUAGCAUGAGAUUGUGCAUGGAGAGGCUUCCCAAAAAGGAGUUACACGGACAGAAACCAGUGGUGACAUUUCCCACAAAAGGGGCCCUCCUGCAGUUUGAGUCCCAGUGUAAGACACGACCAGCCCCUGCACCACAGCAGAAUCAGAGCCAAAAGCCUCACAAUCCCCAUCAACAUCAGUCCUCGAUGGCACCUCAUCAGCAGCAUCGACAGCAUCCUCCACACAGUCAACACCCCCAGCAGAAUCAUGGGCCCAGGAUGAUGAUGGGACCUCCUCAGGGACCCAGGCCCCAGAGGAUGCCACCACCUGGAAUGGGACCACCAGGACCUGGCAAUGCUGGUCAACAAGGACCUCCGAGAAUGCAUGGACCGCCUAUGGGUCCUGGUGGACCUGUUCCUCAUCACAUGUCUGGGCAUCCUAACCAGGGACCACCUCCACCUGGAUAUCAACAGAGUCACUGGAAUGGACCCAGACCCAAUGGCCCUCCGGGGCCUCCCAGGGGACCCAAUGGUGGACCUCCUCAGCAGGGACCUCCGGGGCCAGGACCUGGACAACAUAGACCACCUGGAAUGCAAUUCCAUGGACCACCUGGCCCUCCAAAUCAAGGCCCACCCCGAGGUCCUCCACAUCCGGGACCUCCUGGUGAUCCACGAGGAGCUCCACCUCGUCCUGAAUGGAAUAGACCCCCAGGUAUGCAUCCUCAUCAAGGGCCCUCAGGUUUCAAUCAACAUCAGCAUAUGCAAGGACCUCAACCAGUUCAGGGUCCACCCCAAAGAGGACCUCCACCUGGAGGGAUGGGGGGUAUGUUACAAGGCGGUCCACCGCCAGGCCACGGGGGUCCUCAGCAAGGCCCUGCUCCUGGACCCCCGGGUGGUCCAGCACCUCACGUAAAUCCUGCAUUUUUCUCGCAAGGUCCACCUCAUCAACAUCCAGGACAGCAUCCCGGCGGACCACCACCACCACCACAUCACGGACCAGUUCAUGGCCCCCCACAUGGUCCCCCUCACGGACCUCCUCAUGGACCACCUCAUCCUCCUCCACACGGUUAUGGUCCACCCUCUGCUCAGCCGCCUUAUAACGCUCCCGGCCCUGAUCACCGUCCCGAGGAACCUCCUCAGCUCCGUGAAGCUGAGUUCGAGGUAAUCAUGGAUCGUAAUCGAACAGUGUCCUCGUCAGCAAUAGCUCGUGCAGUAUCUGAUGCUGCAGCUGGGGAAUAUGCAAGUGCCAUUGAGACACUCGUCACUGCGAUAUCCCUCAUCAAGCAGUCCAAGGUAGCUGGAGAUGAUCGCUGCAAGAUUCUGAUCAGUUCUCUACAAGAUACUUUGAGAGGUGUGGAGACCAAAAGUUAUGGAUCUGCUAGGCGAGAGCGUUCAAGAUCCCGUGACCGAGAACGCAGUCAUCGUCGUCGUCGUGAGCGCUCUCGUAGCCGCGACAGGGAAUACCGAGAGAGAAGCAGAGAUCGUGAUCGUGAGAGGGACAGAGAUCGUGAUCGAGAGAGGGACCGUGACAGGGAUCGUGAGCGUGAGCGUUAUUACAGCGAGCCCUACCCUAGGGAGAGAUCACGCAGUCGUGACAGAGACCGUGAACGUGAACGGGACCGAGAGUACAGAGAGCGCAGCAGAGAAGAGAGUACAACACGUCAGGCAGCCAGACCGAGAGUUAAAGAGGAUCCGCCCGAGGCGGCACCGGUAUCAUCUUCCAAGCCGUCUAGGUAUUAUGACGAUCGCUACAGAGAGCGAGAACGAGAAAGGGAUCGCGAACGUGAAACAAGCAGGCGGCCAGCUGAACGUGAAAGAGAGCCUGAACGUGGUGGUGGUGGCGGUGCUGGAGGUGGAGGCGGUGAGAGAGAACGUGAACGCGAACGUGAUCGUCGUGACGAGCGUGGAGAUUCAUCGCACCGUUCACGACAUUGAUUACAUGAACACGUUCCAGCAUCAUCUCAUACAACAUACAGUAAUAAUGACGUGACAACAUCUGCAGCAAAUGGGCAAGGCAAAAAGACAUCAACAGCAGAAAAAUCAUUUCUUUGGCAAAAAUCCAACGUGACAUAAUUUCAACAACCUUUUAGUGCUUAUCGUUGUGACUGAUAUGAAUUUUUCCGUGAUAUCCAAAGAUUUACGCAAAAAAGAAAAGAAUUAAAUUGUGAUGUCAAUUAAUUACUUUUCUCUGUCACCUAUGAAUUUUUAUUAAUUGGUAAAAGAAAAACAAUUGGAGAAUACGGCGCCGUAGACAACCAGACAAAAAGUGUGAAUUACAAAAAAAAAAAAAAAAAAAUCAGUGCUUUAUGUUCCCUUCAUAAUGAAUUAUGUAAUUAAUAAUUCUUCUCUUUCUGUCCUCCUAACGAUUUUGCCACAUUAUAUUAAUGAUUAAUAUUCUUCAUGUAUACAUGCCGUAUAUGUAACAGCACUGUAAUUAAGAGAAUGUUUGAAAACAAAAAUAUUUAGAUUUAAUGUGAGAUGAGCAGUGUUACAAUAGAAUUAAAUAAUGAUAAAUCUAGUAAUCACAAGUUUAAAUCAUCAAGAUGCUGACAUGCUGCUCAACGAAGAUUUUAAUCAUCCACAGCACACUAUCAAGAGGAAUGAAGAACGCUCUUAAUGAAAAUUUAUCACCGAUCUUCAGGGCUCAUGCGACAAUGCAAGAUUGUAUUCCUAAUAUAAUGCAAAAAAGAAAAAAAAAUAUUCGGUUUCGAAAAAUAUACAUUAUUGAACAUG
Diachasmimorpha longicaudata is the source of this 3218-nucleotide messenger RNA. RefSeq names its product cleavage and polyadenylation specificity factor subunit 6 (gene Cpsf6). The record is from RefSeq and is a predicted model, not a curated record. Gene Ontology annotation, molecular function: mRNA binding. The transcript has 8 exons. Lineage: Eukaryota; Metazoa; Arthropoda; Insecta; Hymenoptera; Braconidae. Bases 30 to 2420 code for a protein of 796 amino acids. Gene Ontology annotation, cellular component: mRNA cleavage and polyadenylation specificity factor complex. Gene Ontology annotation, biological process: mRNA alternative polyadenylation.